Messenger RNA from Mauremys reevesii (Reeves's turtle), 3074 nucleotides. RefSeq names its product cytidine/uridine monophosphate kinase 2 (gene CMPK2). The record is from RefSeq and is a predicted model, not a curated record. Gene Ontology annotation, biological process: dTDP biosynthetic process; dTTP biosynthetic process; dUDP biosynthetic process. Bases 309 to 1775 code for a protein of 488 amino acids. The transcript has 6 exons. Lineage: Eukaryota; Metazoa; Chordata; Testudines; Geoemydidae. Gene Ontology annotation, molecular function: dTMP kinase activity. Gene Ontology annotation, cellular component: mitochondrion; cytoplasm.
CAGCAGCAGCAAGCGAGGGCUCGGUUUCUCUGUAGUGGUUGCUCUGCAGAAGAACCUGCUGCCGCUGCUGGCUACAAAAGCUGCUCCCAUCGCUAACGUGACAACUGGGCGUGCGGUUUGCGGCUCCAGUUCAAAGCCCGGGCGAUAGCUGGAGGGCGGGCGGCUAACACACACCCGAUCGCUUUCGGUCUCCCCCCCCGCCGCCGUAUCGGGUUUCCCUUUCCCCGCCCGUGCCGCGGAGGGGGCGGAGAGGAGCGGCGGGUCCUUGGCGCGGGCUCGGUUUCGUUUCUCCGGGUGGCUGUGGCGGGAUGCUACAUCCCAGCCGGCUGGCCCGGCUCACGCUGCUGCCCCGCUCGCUCUCCGCCAUGGCGGCGCCUCCCGCGGGCGCCCCCGGACAGGCCGGACCGUGCUUCGCCGUGGAAGGGCCCGGCUCGGACCUGGUCUGCUUCACCCUCAGCGCCAGCGGCAGCGGCCGCCCCGAGCCCCGCUGCUUUGUGCCCGCUCCGGGCAGGUGCUAUUCCCUCUGCGUCCCCGCCGCCCCCAGCGUCCCGGCGGCCAGGCUGCACCGGCGCUUGCAGCAGAGGCUGAGGCAGGGGCCGUUCGGGAGGUGCCGGGUCCUGGGGCUCCUGUGCUACGGGGCGCAGGCUGCGCUGGAGAAGGGCUUCCUCCUCCAGGACCCGCAGGGGGGCCCGGAGACCGAGCGCGCCCUGGAGGAGCUGCUGCGCGGCCUGGGCGAGCUGCCGCCGCCGCCGCUGGGCGUGUACGAGGCGGGCGAGCGGGGCGAGCUGUGGCAGUGCCUGUGGGCCCUGCGAGGGGCGGGCGGCAGAGAGCUGCUCCGCAGAGCCCGCGUGGUGGCCGCCGAGGAGCCGCCGCUGCACCCCGCAGUGCCCGGCCUCCGCCACGCCGCUGUGUUCCACUCCCUGGAGGCCGCCCGCAGCGUGGUGGAGCAGUGCACAUCAUUCAUCCCUGAAGCCGCAGCUGUCCUUCAUCUAGUGGAUAAAUGCCCCAAGCAUUCAAAAAAGGGAGAAUUUCCUGUCAUAGUUAUUGAAGGAUUAGAUGCAACAGGCAAAACAACUGUAACCCAGUCGGUCAAGGACUCACUGAAUGCACUUCUCUUAAGGUCACCACCAGCUUGUAUCAGCCAGUGGAGGAAGACUUUUGAUGAUGAACCAACACUCAUCAGGAGGGCAUUUUAUGCUCUGGGCAACUACGUUGUUGCUUCAGAAAUAGCAAAAGCAUCCACCGAGUCACCUGUGGUUGUAGACAGGUAUUGGCACAGCACUGCUGCCUACGCAAUUGCCACUGAAAUAAGUGGAAAAGUGCAGAAUCUUCCUCCAACUCACCAUGAGGUGUACCAGUGGCCUGAGGACCUGCUCCAACCUGAUCUUGUCCUGCUGUUGACAGUUAGUCCUGAGGAGCGGAUCCGGAGACUGCAGGGACGGGGGCUGGAGAAAACGGAGGAGGAAACCGAGCUAGAAGCUAACAGUUUGUUUCGCCAAAAGAACAACAAGCUCCUAGUUGAAAUCAGAUCAGAGAAAAAGGCGCCUGUGCUGGGGUUAUUGUAUUCCUCCAUUACAAAACAAACAGACCUGGGGAGAGAAGCAUCCCCUGCAAUGAGCAGAUUGUUUUGUCUCAGGAACAUGGUUUGGCGAGUUGAAGAGUCAUACAAAAGGAUGGAGAACCCUGGAUGCCAAGAGGUUGAUGCCAGCCCCUCCAGAGAAGAGGUUCUGAGGACUGUUUUGCACCUAAUUAAAAAACACUGUGGUUCAUUAUAGCUGCUUUUGUGUGGCAACAUUUACAGUGAGUUGCUUUUGUGUCCUCUAUUUUUCCUCCCUGGAAAUGCACUGCACUCAGCUCUUUUCCAUCCAAAUAAGCUGUUCCAGAAUUCACAGACAGAAGAGUCUCCCCUUUCCUCUACCCAAUCUAAACUGUGUUUUUAUACUAACUCUUUCAUUGCUGCCUAAUGUACUUUUGUAUAUAGUGCAAAACACAACUCACAUGCUGUCCACCAUCUCUGGUGCAGCCACUAACAAAUCAUUAGGGACCUACCAGAUAUAUGAGACAGUAAUAGGAAUGUGCUGGCAUUUCUAACAAUGUCAUUGUAUUCCAUCACUGCAUAGAAAACCAGAUCCUGCAUUCCUUGCAUACCCAAACUCCAAGUGACUUCAGUGUGAGUUUUGGGUGUGCAAGGAAUGCAGAAUCAGGAGGAGAAUCUGAAACACAGUCUAGCAGUAAAGCCAUUAAAUGAUCCAACAUUCAGAAACCUGGAAACCACAGUCCCAGUGUUUGGUUACUAAAAUUGGAAUUUGGAUAUUAGAGUGACAGGCAUCCUGCAGAGGUGUGAAAUAAAUGAGGGCCUGAUUUUCCCAAGUGCUGGGUACCAAUAACUCCUGUGGAAGUCAAUGGAAGCUAUGAGUGCUCAUGCUUCAGUACCAGGCUUUGAAAAAUCAGGCCCUGAGUAAAUAAAUACAAAUAUGUCAAUACAAAAAAAGGAAAGAUCUGAAUUGCUGGUCAAACCAUUUAAAAGAGAGGUAGGUGGAAGGAGGGCAGAGUCUGCAUACUGGCACAUUAGAAACAGGGACCUGAGAGAAAUCAAAAUAUAAAACAUUUUGUAAAUAAUAAACAGAAUAUUUUUCUAAAUAGAUUUUUCCCCCAACCUAUUUUUAAUGCAUUAAUGUUAUUUCUCAAUGUUAUUUGCUGGCCUUUUGAUGGAAUUAAUAUAAAGCAGAAAGACAUGGAGAAUCUACUUGCAACAUUCAUUUUAGUCAGUUUUUUCAGCACUUUAUCUGUACUGAGGUAUGUUUUAUGAAGAGGCAGCUGGGCACCAUCUCUACCCUGCAAAGACUUAUGCAUAAGCUCAACUUUAUACAGAUGGGUACUCAUGUUGGGGCUGCUCACCAGGCAUGAAGCUGAACAUGUGUGUAAGUCUUUGCAGGAUCAGGGCCUAACUGAAAUUCAAGAUGGAAACCUAAAUUAAAUGGCAUUUUAUUUCUAAUCUUGUUUAUAUUUGUUCCUUUAUUUAAUAAACACAAUUGCUCUAUAAAUAUCUCUUGUAAAUAAAUGUUCUAAAAAUG